This is a messenger RNA of Helianthus annuus (common sunflower), 1710 nucleotides long. RefSeq names its product protein TRAUCO. Gene Ontology annotation, molecular function: protein binding; transcription cis-regulatory region binding. The record is from RefSeq and is a predicted model, not a curated record. The coding region runs from base 81 to 1472 and encodes 463 amino acids. Lineage: Eukaryota; Viridiplantae; Streptophyta; Magnoliopsida; Asterales; Asteraceae. Gene Ontology annotation, cellular component: Set1C/COMPASS complex. The transcript has 3 exons.
UUCUACCAUACAAUCCCCAAUAUAUAACAAUUCUAGCCCUAAUCACUUUAAUUUCUCCCAAUUUACCCGCCAAAUCCGCCAUGGACGACCUUCAAGCAACCUACAAAGACGAUCUAGACGAAGACACUUCCAAUUCCCCCAACACAACCACCAUGCACCCCGAAAUGUCCGAUCCACCACCACCACAAACCACCACCACCAACACCGUGAACCAAACCCUAACCACUCCCACCACCGUCGACGACGAAACCCUAACCAUCCCCACCGCCACUCCCAACACCGUCACCACCACCUCUACCACCUCCGCCACCCCCGACACAGAAGAACUCUCCGACAUCGAACCAAACCCUAACAAUUCCCCCAAUUUCACCAAAAUCGUAUCCUCAGAAGACGAAUUGGAAGAUCUAGAACAACCUCCAGCGAAGAAGCUUAAAAACAUGUCAUCAAUUACACCACAAGCUGAUGAAUUGCCUCUCGAAGCCGCUGCGUCGACACCACCGGUGCCUCCACCAAGCGAAAAAGUUAACAGUAAGAAGGGAAGUAACAGUAUGAAGAAGAAAAAGAGCAAAGGAAACAAUGUAUGGACUAAACCGGCGUCUCGAAAGGGGAAAAAGAGGACCAAGAGUACCACAACCACCACUGCUCAAACAGAGGACUCUGUUUUAAUCACGCCGAUUCAUCGGUAUCCGGAUAAGAACGACGAUGCUGCGGAUAUGACGAUAUGUCUAUCGAAGGUGUAUAAGGCGGAGAAGGUGGAGUUGAGUGAGGAUAGGAUGAGUGCUGGGAGUUGUAAAGGGUAUAGAAUGGUUAGGGCUACUAGAGGUGUGAUGGAAGGGGCUUGGUAUUACGAGAUUAAGGUGGUGAGUUUGGGGGAAACGGGGCAUACGCGGCUUGGGUGGUCGACGGAAAAGGGGGACUUGCAGGCGCCGGUUGGUUAUGAUGGGAAUAGUUAUGGGUAUAGGGAUAUUGAUGGGAGUAAAGUGCAUAAGGCUUUGAGGGAGAAGUAUGGGGAGGAAGGGUAUGUUGAAGGUGAUGUCAUUGGGUUUUAUAUUAAUUUGCCGGAUGGGGGUUUGUUUGCUCCGAAGGCACCGCAGGUGGUUUUGUAUAAGGGGCAGAGGUAUGCGUAUGCUACGGAUGCGAAAGAAGAGCCUCCUAAAGUUGUUCCAGGAAGUGAAAUAUGCUUCUUUAAAAAUGGAAUUUGUCAAGGGUCUGCUUUUAAGGAUCUCCACGGUGGCCGUUAUUACCCUGCUGCUUCAAUGUAUACUCUUCCUCAUCAGAGUAACUGUGUCGUCAAAUUCAACUUCGGUCCUGAUUUUGAAGCCUUUCCACAACACUUUGGUCAACGUCCAAUCCCAAAACCAAUGGUUGAAGUUCCAUAUCACGGCUUCGACGGAAGUGUUCAAAACGGGAAUCCUUCGGGUUUGACUAGAGCGUGCCCGAUGCUGAAAGUGGUUGAAGAGAUUGAAUAUUGACAAGACUGAAGCAGAUGAAGAGUUUCCGGUUGGUUACUUUUAGCCAAUGAAAAACGAUCUGUAAAAAAGGUACACAACCUUGUAUCCCUCAUCAUAUUCUUCUCUUGGUGAUGGACUAAGGGGUACAACUACCUCUAAGUUGGAUAUAUAUUAUCUGUAAUAUAAGUAAGUCUAAUGAUAGCUGUUGAAGAACUAAAAAGAACAAAAAAAUGAAUGGUAGAUUGGUAGCUUACUUCCA